UUUGGAAAAUCGGAGUGUGAAAAGAAAACAGUAGUAGAAUUUCCAAACUAGUAGGAGCGAAGCCAUUCCUGUUCUGAUUAGGAAGAUUGGAGCUUUCCCGCAAUCAAACAUUUCUUUAAAACGGGAAAGAUUUUCAUUUCAGUGACUCUCUCUCUCUCUCUCUCUCUUUCUCACUCUCUUUCUCGGUCUCACUAUAAUCCCAUUCCAUUUUUCUCUUAACUUACAAAGUAACGGAAGUAUAUAAAAGUAACCGUUUCAUUUUCAAUUCAUCGACAUGUUAAAUCCCAAUCUAACACUCUCAGAGUAACCGAUCCACUACACCUCCUUCGAUCUCCGCCGUCCGAUCUCCUUCCCAUCAAUGGAGCCGGACGUCAGCAUCGAGACCAGCUGCAUGAUCCGAGUGGCGGUGCUUCCGAUCGGGGAGGUCCCACCGAGUCUCAUGCGGGACUACAUGUCCAUGCUGCUCCGCCACCAGACGAUCCCUCUCUCCGCCGUCAGCUCUUUCUACACCGAGCACCAGAAAUCGCCGUUCGCCAACCAGCCCUGGGAUUCCGGCAGCCUCCGCUUCAAGUUUGUCCUCGGCGGCGCUCCGCCUUCUCCCUGGGAAGACUUCCAGUCCAACCGCAAGAUCCUCGCCGUCAUCGGAAUCUGCCAUUGCCCUUCUUCCCCCGAUCUCGGCUACGUCAUCGACAACUUCAAUUUCGCCUGCAAGAGCUUCUCUUCUUCCCUCGCUCAGCGUUGCUUCGCUUUCUGUCCUGGAGAUUCUCAGUUGGAGGAUGAGAAUAUAAAAGGGGAAAAUCUGAGGCUGUUUCCUCCAGCGGACCAUGAGACCCAGGAAUUCCACUUGCAGACGAUGAUGCAGGACAUUGCUGCUUCGCUGUUGAUGGAGUUUGAGAAAUGGGUUCUUAAGGCUGAGUCUGCUGGAACUAUUCUCAAGACGCCUUUAGAUUCCCAAUCCAGUCUCAGCUCAGAGGAGGUUAUCAAGGCUAAGAAACGGAGGCUUGGCCGUGCACAGAAGACAAUAGGUGAUUAUUGUCUGUUGGCUGGAUCACCUGUUGAUGCCAAUGCCCAUUACUCUACUGCUCUUGAACUUUCGAGGUUGACUGGUGAUUUUUUCUGGUUAGCUGGUGCAUCGGAGGGCAGCGUUUGUGCCUUAUUGAUUGACCGAAUGGGCCAAAGGGAUCAAGUUCUGGAAGAUGAGGUUAGAUAUCGCUACAGUAGUGUCAUUGUGCAUUAUAGGAAGUCAUUUAUACAAGAGCAUGCUCAAAGAGUUUCACCCAUAACCUUUGAACUUGAGGCAACUUUGAAGUUAGCUAGGUUUCUUUGCAGAAGAGAGCUGGCUAAGGAGGUAGUAGAACUUUUGACCAGUGCUGCAGAUGGUGCAAAAUCUUUGAUUGAUGCGAGUGAUAAGCUUAUAUUAUAUGUUGAAAUAGCUCGUUUAUAUGGCACUCUUGGUUAUCAGCGGAAGGCUGCCUUCUUUUCAAGGCAGGUAGCUCAGUUAUAUUUGCAACAGGAAAAUAGACUGGCCGCUAUUAGUGCAUUGCAAGUUUUGGCAUUGACUACAAAAGCAUAUCGUGUCCAAAGUAGAGCUUCUGCCCCUGAAAAGUCUAUUGCCAAAAAGGAAACUGGAUUAAGUCAUGCUGAUAACUUGAAAAUGCUCCAUCAAUCAGUAGUCUCUCUUUUUGAGUCUCAAUGGAGUACUCUUCAGAUGGUUGUAUUAAGAGAGAUUCUGCUAUCUGCUGUCCGUGCUGGGGAUCCUCUCACUGCUUGGAGUGCAGCUGCACGUUUGCUUAGGUCCUAUUACCCUUUAAUUACGCCUGCAGGGCAAAAUGGCCUUGCUAGUGCACUUUCAAAUUCAUCUGAGAGACUGCCAUCUGGCACUCGCUGUGCUGAUCCUGCCUUACCUUUUAUAAGGUUGCAUUCCUUCCCUCUCCAUCCCUCACAAGUGGACAUUGUUAAGCGAAAUCCAGCAAGAGAAGAUUGGUGGGCAGGAUCUGCUCCUUCUGGGCCUUUUAUUUAUACGCCAUUCAGCAAAGGAGAGCCAAACAAUAUUGGCAAACAGGAAUUGAUUUGGGUUGUAGGAGAGCCAGUUCAGGUUUUGGUGGAAUUGGCAAAUCCAUGUGGCUUUGAUCUGAGAGUUGAUAGUAUUUAUCUCUCAGUGCAUUCUGAAAACUUUAAUGCUUUCCCAGUUACUGUAAAUCUACCACCUAAUUCAUCAAAAGUGAUCACCUUGUCAGGGAUCCCAACUUCUGUGGGACCACUGACAAUUCCUGGGUGCACUGUACACUGCUUUGGUGUUAUUACUGAACAUCUGUUCAAGGAUGUUGACAAUCUGCUCCUUGGAGCAAUGCAAGGACUUGUUCUCUCUGACCCUUUUCGAUGCUGCGGGUCUGGCAAGUUGAAGAAUGUAUCUGUUCCAAAUAUUUCUGUUGUACCCCCACUACCAUUGCUGGUCUCACGUGUUGUUGGAGGUGAUGGCGCAAUCAUUCUACAUGAGGGUGAAAUUCGUGAUAUUUGGAUUAGUUUGGCAAAUGCAGGCACAGUACCUGUAGAGCAGGCACAUAUUUCAUUAUCAGGAAAAAACCAAGACUCAGUUAUCUCGAUUGCAUAUGAAACGUUGAAAGCUUCCCUCCCUUUGGAGCCUGGUGCAGAAGUGGUCAUACCUGUGACCUUAAAAGCUUGGCAACUUGGCUUGAUGGAUGCUGAUAGUAUAAGCACGGUGAGGCAUGUAAAGGAUGGAAAUAGCCCUACGUUAUUGAUCCAUUAUUCUGGGCCUCAAGAAAAUCCUGGAGAUCUGCAAACUACUGAAUCUGUGGUUCCCCCUGGCAGGCGUCUGGUUGUUCCUUUGCAGAUUUGUGUUUUGCAAGGCUUGUCUUUUGUAAAGGCUCGUUUGCUUUCAAUGGAGAUUCCUGCACAUGUUGGAGAAAACCUUCCUAAACCAGUUCCUGUGGAUGAUGGCCAUAGUGAAGGAACCAUUAGCCCACACAGUAAGAUGGACAAAUUGGUGAAAAUUGAUCCUUUCAGAGGAAGUUGGGGACUACGGUUUCUUGAACUAGAGUUGUCUAAUCCAACUGAUGUCGUCUUUGAUAUUAGUGUUUCCGUCCAGUUAGAAAACUCCACCAAUGAGGAUAGGAUUUCUGUUCAUAAAGAUACUUCUGAGUGUGGUUAUCCUAAUACAAGAAUUGACAGGGAUUGCUCUGCGAGGGUACUAAUACCCCUGGAUCAUUUUAAAUUACCAAUUCUUGAUGAUUCCUUUUUUGUGAAGGAUAGUCAAGCAGACGGGCCUAACAGUGGCAGAAGUUCUAGCUUUUCAGAAAAGAAUACUAAGGCUGAACUGAAUGCUUCAAUCAAGAACCUCAUAUCUAGAAUAAAAGUGCGGUGGCAGUCAGGGCGAAAUAGCUCUGGAGAAUUAAAUAUCAAGGAUGCUAUACAAGCAGCUCUCCAAACAUCUGUUAUGGACGUGCUUCUGCCUGACCCCUUGACAUUUGGUUUCAGGCUUCUUAGGAAUGGCUUUGAACCUGAAAAACUAGGUCUGCACAAAGAAUCAAAUAUUCAAGUUUCCUCUUCGGAAUCUAAAGGUUCUGUAAUGGCUCUUGACAUGACCCCUAUGGAAGUUAUGGUUCGUAAUAACACCAAAGACAUGAUCAAGAUGAACCUUAGCAUUACAUGCAGGGAUGUAGCUGGGCAGAACUGCGUUGAAGGUGCCAAAGCAACCGUGUUAUGGGCUGGUGUUUUGAAUGGAAUCACCAUGGAGGUUCCUCCGCUCCAGGAAAUUAAGCAUUCUUUCUCUCUGUAUUUUCUGGUACCGGGUGAGUAUACACUGGUGGCUGCUGCUAUGAUUGAUGAUCCCAAUGACAUUCUUAGGGCCCGUGCAAGAACUGAUUUGCCUGAUGAGCCAAUCUUCUGUCGUGGACCUCCAUAUCACGUCCGAGUUGUUGGAAAUGCAUGAAUUUCUCGUUACCAACAAUAUCAAGUGGAUUAUCUAAUAUUGGAUUCUUUUAGAUUAUUAGAGGAAUGCAGCUCAAAUUAGACAGAAAAAAAACAAAAA
Molecule: messenger RNA, 4048 nt
Organism: Ziziphus jujuba (common jujube)
Lineage: Eukaryota; Viridiplantae; Streptophyta; Magnoliopsida; Rosales; Rhamnaceae
Product: trafficking protein particle complex II-specific subunit 120 homolog
Exons: 10
Coding region: 359-3949 (1196 amino acids)
Cellular component (GO): trans-Golgi network
Source: RefSeq, a predicted model, not a curated record